Messenger RNA from Ctenopharyngodon idella (grass carp), 747 nucleotides. It is a transcript of the gene atp6v0e1, whose product is annotated as ATPase H+ transporting V0 subunit e1. Gene Ontology annotation, molecular function: proton-transporting ATPase activity, rotational mechanism. Gene Ontology annotation, cellular component: proton-transporting V-type ATPase, V0 domain. The transcript has 4 exons. The record is from RefSeq and is a predicted model, not a curated record. Gene Ontology annotation, biological process: proton transmembrane transport. NCBI's taxonomy places the organism in Eukaryota, Metazoa, Chordata, Actinopteri, Cypriniformes, Xenocyprididae. The coding region runs from base 163 to 408 and encodes 81 amino acids.
AGGAAGAGGUGAGGCAUCAGUCAUAUGCCUGUUCUCUUUAGGGCCCGAGGAGUCACAUGAUCAUCAGGUCCACACAGCAGUCGAGUGCGCGAGCGCUGUGGAGACUACGAAGUUUAUUUUACAGAAAAUAAGUUAAUAAACCUCGACCUACAAAGAAAUAUAAUGACGACUACAUCGUUUGUGAUAUCAGUGUCAGUUAUGACUGUGUUUUGGGGUCUUAUUGGUGGAGUUAUUCCUUGGUUUAUUCCUAAAGGACCGAAUCGAGGAGUCAUUGUGACGAUGCUGGUACUAACUGCAGUCUGUUGCUACCUUUUCUGGCUGAUUGCAAUUCUAUCACAGCUGAAUCCGUUGUUUGGACCAGUAUUGAGCAACGACACCAUCUGGUACCUCUACUACCACUGGGGGUAGGGUCCAGUGGUUCUUUUACAAAGCAGAUGCUGGAAGCUUGUACAUUGCCAAAACGGAGAAGAACUCACCAUCAGGAAAACUCCUUGUCAUUGAAGCUUUAUAUGCUGUUCUCUUACUCAAAGAAUGACUACCAUAUGACAGUUUGUGGUGUUUCUUUUUAUUUAUUUUACCUAAAAAGAGGAAAUAAUAUGUAAUUGAAUCUUAUGUUUUUUGUCUUCGUGUAUAUACAGUACAUCGACUUUGAGUUAAUUGACGUGAAUAAUGUUGGACAAAUUAACCCGUCCCAUUUUAUAUGUAUGAUUUUGUAUGUCAAAUAAAAUUAAGAAUGCAAAUAAUUUA